Megalops cyprinoides (Indo-Pacific tarpon) is the source of this 1823-nucleotide messenger RNA. Its product is annotated as von Willebrand factor A domain-containing protein 5A-like. The record is from RefSeq and is a predicted model, not a curated record. Bases 166 to 1785 code for a protein of 539 amino acids. Lineage: Eukaryota; Metazoa; Chordata; Actinopteri; Elopiformes; Megalopidae. The transcript is spliced from 13 exons.
GCACAUGCGUGUUACCCUCAAUGGGCCGUGUAGUCAGAUAUGCCUGAUAGGUAGAUUUGCUGAUAGCCUAUAUAUGUGACACCUACCUUGGAGGGUUGUUGAAGUGCCGUGCGGAGGAAGUGGUCAUUUCAGAUCUGCAUUUGCUGAAGUCUCAAGCCGAGAACUAUGGUGAGCCACUGUGGACUGCUGACUGUGAAGAAUGAACCUGUGCCUCUGAAGAAGGUGGAGGUGGAGGUGCGGGUGCAAGGUCAUGUGGCCUCAGUGAGCUCCACACUGCAGUAUGAGAACCAGGAAAAGAGCCCCCUGGAGGCCAUCUUUGUCUUCCCGUUGGAAGGAGAUGCGGCCCUCUGCCACUUCAGUGCCAAGAUUGGGGAGGUAGAGGUGAAGGCGGAGCUGCGGGAGAAACAGGAGGCAAAGGAGGAGUACGAUGAUGCGGUGAGCUCGGGGCAGCAGGCCUUCCUCCUGGAGGAGAGCGAGAACAGCCCUGAUGUGUUUAAGCUGAGCGUUGGCAGCCUGCCCCCGGGGGAGAGCGCCUCCGUCACCCUGGCAUACGUCACCGAGCUGGCGGUGCAGGCCGACGAAGCCCUGAGGUUCUGCCUGCCCGCCGUCCUCAACCCCCGCUACACACCCCAGAGCACUGGGAGUGUCCCCCAGGUGACAGCAGCCCCUGAUGGUUCAGUGCCCUACACUCUAUCUCUGAGUGCCCACCUGUCUUCCCCCAGUCCCAUCUCCAAGGUUGAAUCCAACUGUGCUCUUGAACCCCUGAAGUUCCUCAACUCUGAGCGCACACAGGCGACGGUUAGUCUGGCCUCUGGUCAUAAGUUCGACCGUGAUGUCGAGCUGUUGCUGUACUACAGCGGUGCUCACCAGCCAACGGCCAUCGUGGAGGCGGGGCUGUCCAGCGCUCAGCCCGGUUCUCUGAUGGGUGAUCCUGUGGUCAUGUUGAGCCUAUACCCAGAGUUCCCAGCAGCGGUGAUGUCACAGCUGGCCUCAUGUGGGGAGUUUCUUUUCCUCAUGGAUCGGUCUGGUAGCAUGGACUGUCCCAUGCACAAUGGACAAGGGGCGCAAAUGCGCAUUGAAAGUGCCAGGGACACCCUCCUCCUGCUGCUGAAGAGUCUGCCCAUGGGCUGCUUCUUCAACAUCUACGGCUUUGGCUCUACCUACGAAUCUUACUUCCCAAAGAGUGUAGAGUACAGCCAGGAGACUAUGGACAAGGCAUUGGAGAAAGUGAAGACAAUGCAAGCAGACCUGGGGGGUACUGAGAUCCUAGAGCCCCUGAAACACAUUUACAACCAGCCUUGCCUUCCAAAUCAGCCCCGACAGCUCUUCGUCUUCACCGAUGGAGAAGUCUGGAACACCAAGGAGAUUCUGAAUUUGGUGAAACGCAACAUGCACUCUCACAGGUGUUUCACGUUCGGGAUUGGAGAGGGAGCCAGUAGUGCUCUGAUCACGGGCAUGGCCAAGGAGGGCUCUGGCCACGCCCAGUUCAUCACAGGAACGGACAGACUGCAGCCCAAAGUUAUGCAGUCGCUUCGCUUUGCCCUGCAGCCAGCAAUGAAGGACAUCUCUGUGAAGUGGAAUGUUCCAGGGGGUGUGUCCGUCGUUCCCCUCUCUCCACCCCUUAACGUGCUGUUCCAGGGUCAGAGGGCACUGCUGUAUGCUCAGCUCACUGGACAGUCUUCAGGGGGAACAGAGGGUUCUGCCACUGUGCAGUACACUCUAGGGGAGGAGCCAGUGCAGAACCAGCUCAGCUUCAGUCUCAAGCCUGGGGAGGACACUGGGUAACAUGCACCUGCGAGCACACACGUACACACACACACAUG